UCGAAUUUAGUUUGUCGUGUUGAUUGUGUUGAAAAAGUCUUAAUGGAUAAUCGUCGGGUAUAAAUGUAUGAACGGAUGCAAUGAUUUUGGGAAAAUCGUUGAUCGUCGUAUUAGCGACUUUAACAAUUAUCAUUUGCUCGGAUCCAGAUGUUGAUCCUCAAAUACUGUAUACAACUGAAGCAUUCUAUACUCCAUUGUGGCUUAAUCGAACAGGAUGGUCAUUUGGAGGCGUACCAGUUACUCAAUUGGAGAUAAUGCCUUCGUUGAGUGGUCACGCAGAUCUACUUUAUUGGAUGCGCUAUUUUCGUCGAUCAGAUUCACCUGUUGGUUUCAUAUAUGGUAGCCCACCACAAAAUGACGAUGGUGACAUUGACAUCGAUCUAGUUAUAUUGAAUCGUGUCACCUUUAACACGACUAGUUAUCGAUUAAAAUAUCGUAUACUCAACCGAAACGAGAUCUUCAAGUUCCAAGUGGAGAUGAAAUUUUUUGACAUGGACAUUGAAGAUUUUUUCAAUGGCGGCAUGAUGAUUACUGUUCAGGACAUUUUCGCCAAUCGCUUGUGGCAGAAUAGUAAUAACAGUGCUGCUGAUUCAGUAUACAUAACACAAGUGGCCCGGCCGAUCGACGUUGGUGGAAGAUUUCCUCUUGACCCUAACGAAAAAGAAUGUGUGGUCGUUCGAAUAGGGAAUAGUCAUAAUUUCACCGAACAAUUAUAUCGAUUGGAAAGCGAAGUUCGUCAAAUCAAAAACCGUAAUCCAUGUCCUAAACAUUACAAAGCAACCACUGUAGAAUAUGUUUUCCGGGAACGCAAAUUACACGUAGAUUGGUGUAGCUUCAAAUUGAUUAGUCCUUCGAUAUAUAAUUGAAUAAAUCCUGUUUCAAUUUUGAUGGA
This is a messenger RNA of Dermatophagoides pteronyssinus (European house dust mite), 892 nucleotides long. It is a transcript of the gene Scgalpha, whose product is annotated as sarcoglycan alpha. Gene Ontology annotation, cellular component: sarcoglycan complex. The record is from RefSeq and is a predicted model, not a curated record. Lineage: Eukaryota; Metazoa; Arthropoda; Arachnida; Sarcoptiformes; Pyroglyphidae.